Messenger RNA from Oryza sativa Japonica Group (Japanese rice), 321 nucleotides. Lineage: Eukaryota; Viridiplantae; Streptophyta; Magnoliopsida; Poales; Poaceae. The record is from RefSeq and is a predicted model, not a curated record.
AUGGUGGGUUGCGCAGUGGUGCACUCAAACGGCCACACUGCGGCGGCCAUGUCCACGGGCGGGCUGAUGAACAAGAUGACCGGGCGCAUCGGCGACUCGCCGUUGAUCGGGUCGGGGGAAGGCAAGGCCAUCAUACGCUCCACGCUGGCGUGCGACGUCGCCGCCGUGAUGGAGUACAGGGGCGCCGGGCUGCAGGAGGCCAUCGACUACUGCGUCAAGGAACGGCUGGACGAAGGGUUCAUCGGGCUCAUCGUGGUGUCCAGCACCGGCGAGGUGGCGCACGGGUUCAACUACACCGGCAUGUUCAGCGGAAAACCAUAA